Molecule: messenger RNA, 1745 nt
Organism: Marasmius oreades (fairy-ring Marasmius)
Lineage: Eukaryota; Fungi; Basidiomycota; Agaricomycetes; Agaricales; Marasmiaceae
Exons: 11
Coding region: 157-1452 (431 amino acids)
Source: RefSeq, a predicted model, not a curated record
CACGAACCCGGUGUACAGCUCGACUUCGUCCUUCCCUCUUCCCUUCCCCCACCUCGCUUUUCCUUCAGUUUUCCCCUCCCUGGAAGAUUCCGAAGAGUCCAUCCCCGGAAGUUCAUUUAAGAACUCAGAAGGAAUAGGAACGCGGCCACGGAAACGAUGGCGUCACCAGCAAUUCCAAUUCCACCGAAUAUCGCAGAUAUAACGGGACCAUUACUUCUAGGAUACCUGUUCAAUUAUGGUUUAUUCGGCGUCCUUUCAGUUCAAGUCUAUACUUACCACAACUACUUCCCCACCGACGGAUGGAAGACGAAGCUCCUGGUAUACGGAAUUUACAUCAUCGAAGCCGUUCAGAGCGCGAUGAUCACCUCUGACGCAUUUGACAAUUUCGCUUACGGGUUUGGACAAGUCAGUGCGUUGGAUAGUAUCAACCUCAUCUGGUUUGACGUGUGUAUUCUCGACGGGGCAGUCGCAUUCUGUGUUCAGGUGUAUUUCGCUUAUAGAAUUCACCUGUUGUCGAAAUCGAAGAUACUCACUUCAACCAUCCUUUUCAUGGCUCUCGUCCAGUUCUCAGGUGCAGUUGGAACUGGGAUUCUUGCUCAGCUUGUAGGGGUGUUUUCUCUGGUUAGGGAGAGGUGUUUCGUUGCAGCUUGUUUCUGGUUAGGAGGGAGCGCAGCUUGUGAUAUUCUCAUCGCAACGUCGAUGAUAUGGGCACUCUCAAGGUAUAAGAGUAAAUUCCAAGAAAGCGAGGAUUUUGUAAGGCGCCUCAUAAGACUGACGAUGGAAACCGGAAGUGUAACUGCUUUAGUGGCCUUUAUCGACCUCGUCCUUUACCUUUCCUUACCCAACGACUCCUACCACAUUACUCCGGCCCUCAUACUCGCAAAACUAUACUCCAACUCGUUGAUGGUUGUGUUAAAUAGCCGUCCCGGUGCUGUUCAACUAAGAAAUCGUGGUCAUGAUCUCAACACGGAGUCUGAUACUGCGAUUCACACCAUCUCCAUCACACGACGAAGCCCCCGAAACAGCUUUGAUUUCGAGCCCUCCAUUCGGUCGAGUAUAAAAGUGAUACCUCCUGCCUCGGAGUCGUUGUCGCACCACUCAAAUCCGGCGUAUCACGGAACCACCACUGCCACUGCGACGUUCAACCAGAGUCCGAUUCCAUUAACGCCGAGGACCGAUAGUGCAUCGAUGUACUCGCAGAGCACUGGCUAUCCACGUCCGAGUCCCAACUCAGCUUUCAGGGUUCCUAGCCGUCUUCAGCAACCACCAGUACCACCGCUACCUGCUCAUGUUGGAUCGAGUCCGACUACCACAGCUUCAACGUGGACAUGCCAGAGCCUUGAACCGACUACAGUCAAUUACCGGCGGUCCGCCCAGUCGGCGGUGAGCUUCAACAGUACCACCAUGGAACAACCUUCUCCGGUUUUGGAGUUCGAGAAAGCAGGAAAAUAAAUAUCUUGUGUCGUCUUUAGUUUCUUUGUGCGGCCUUAAGGCGAAUACUGUCAAUUGGCUGUCACGGAUUGACCCCUUAGUACGUACUUCGGCGCAGGGAUUAUUAUAUUUCCAAGUUUCAACAGUCGCUUUGAUGGCGUAGGGGGAUGUAAGUAAGUUACCGUCUUGCUGAGCUGACGCAAAAUUGGAAAAGAGUACGGCCGACGAGAGAGGCUUUGGAAAUACACUGGGGAUCAGUCGUUUACCUUGUACAUAUUCCAAAUGUACGGCCUGAUUUAUCCACUAAUAACCGA